UCUUUCAUUCGUCUUUGUGCUGAUGUCGAUUUUUCCAACGCCGAGUUCUUGAACAAUUCACUAUUAAUUGCAGCUAAAACUGCGUUUUCAGAUGGAUAUCGAUGGAGAUGUUGAAGAUGUUUCAAGAAGAGUACAGGUGCGGUUCGUUACGAAGCUUAAACCGCCGUUCAAAGCUCCGACGACAACCAUUGCCCUCCCUUCUACCCUCACAAGGAAGGGUCUUUCAUCCGUGGUUAAUAGCCUUCUUCAAUCAGGAAACGAUGAUUGGAAACAUGAACCAUUUGAUUUCUUGAUUGAUGGUGAGCUAAUGAGGAUGUCACUUGAAGACUUUCUUCUUGCCAAAGGAAUCUCAGCGGUAUACUUAUUUUUUCUUCCCUAA
This is a messenger RNA of Lactuca sativa (garden lettuce), 379 nucleotides long. Lineage: Eukaryota; Viridiplantae; Streptophyta; Magnoliopsida; Asterales; Asteraceae. The record is from RefSeq and is a predicted model, not a curated record.